Messenger RNA from Aspergillus terreus NIH2624, 885 nucleotides. Its product is annotated as phytanoyl-CoA dioxygenase family protein. The coding region runs from base 1 to 885 and encodes 294 amino acids. The transcript has a single exon. The record is from RefSeq and is a predicted model, not a curated record. NCBI's taxonomy places the organism in Eukaryota, Fungi, Ascomycota, Eurotiomycetes, Eurotiales, Aspergillaceae.
AUGCCCGAAUCAACGAUGCCGCAAAUUACGAUGAUCGAGCUCACACCUGAGGAGCUGACAUCCAAGAGCAUCGGCUCUCAUAAUCUCCAAAAGUCCCUGGAGGCUUUACACCGUGACGGCAUCGUGGUGCUCAAGAAUGCGGUUGAUCCAGAUCAUCUGGAUCGGUUGAAUGCCCGCAUGGUGCCAGAGGCAAAACAACUGUACGCCCGCACAGAAACCCAUCGGAACUUCGGGCCAAACACAGGGAACAUCCAACAGGAGCCCGUCUGUGAGCCUGAAUACAUCUUCGAAGAUGUUAUCGCCAACCCCUUUGCCACCUCCGUCAUCGAGGGCAUCAUCGGGCCUCACCCGCAGCUGAGGUUUUACAGUGCAAACACUGCCUUCAAGGCGACCGCACGACAACCAGUGCACAUUGACAUCGACUUUGACAUGCCGAGAAUGCCGUUUGCGUUCUGUGUUAACAUCAAUCUCGUGGAUACGUCACCCGAAAACGGCGCGACAGAGGUGUGGCUGGGCAGCCAUAUCGACACGGACCAGAGUGUGUUGGACCAUAGUGUCAAACACAAGCAGGUCAAGGCUGAUUUGUUGGAAGCGAGGCGCAAGAUCAGCCCUGGAAUACAGCCCGGGUUGCCCAAGGGCUCUCUGGUGAUCCGUGACUUUCGUCUGUGGCAUGCCGGAAUGCCAAAUCAAACGGACGAUCCCCGGGUGAUGUUAGUGACGAUCCAAUUUGCUAAUUGGUACCGAAGUGAGCAGAAGCUGUUGCUACCCAAGAGCCUCCAGGGCAAGGUCAACUUUGGGAGACUAGUUCCAUGUGUGGAUUGGGUUGACGACGGAUAUGACUAUCUGAAGGGGGCACACACUCAUGACUUUUCGUUGUUGCCUUAG